Folsomia candida is the source of this 2097-nucleotide messenger RNA. It is a transcript of the gene Hsc70-3, whose product is annotated as endoplasmic reticulum chaperone BiP. NCBI's taxonomy places the organism in Eukaryota, Metazoa, Arthropoda, Collembola, Entomobryomorpha, Isotomidae. Gene Ontology annotation, molecular function: ATP binding; heat shock protein binding; ATP-dependent protein folding chaperone. The transcript has 6 exons. The coding region runs from base 1 to 1968 and encodes 655 amino acids. Gene Ontology annotation, biological process: cellular response to unfolded protein; endoplasmic reticulum unfolded protein response; protein refolding. Gene Ontology annotation, cellular component: nucleus; membrane; endoplasmic reticulum lumen. The record is from RefSeq and is a predicted model, not a curated record.
AUGAAGCCAAAGAUCCUUUUGGCAAUUGCGUUGCUGAUCCACGCCGCCGCCUCGUCGGAAGACAAGGCCAAACCCGACGUGGGGACGGUGAUCGGGAUCGAUCUGGGGACCACUUAUUCUUGCGUCGGCGUCUUCAAGAACGGCCGGGUGGAGAUAAUCGCCAAUGACCAAGGAAACCGGAUCACCCCCUCCUACGUGGCCUUCACCGCGGAGGGAGAGCGCCUCAUCGGUGACGCAGCCAAAAACCAACUGACCACAAACCCAGAAAACACCGUGUUCGACGCUAAACGAUUAAUAGGUCGCGACUGGUCGGACCACACGGUUCAAUCCGACAUAAAACUAUUCCCCUUUAAGGUUAUUGAAAAGAACUCCAAGCCCCACAUCAAGGUGGCCACGUCCCAAGGGGACAAGACUUUUGCGCCAGAGGAAAUCUCAGCCAUGGUUUUGGUCAAGAUGAAGGAGACGGCGGAGGCGUAUCUCGGGAAGAAGGUGACUCACGCGGUGGUGACCGUGCCGGCGUAUUUCAAUGAUGCGCAGAGGCAGGCCACGAAAGAUGCGGGAGUCAUCGCGGGCCUGAACGUGAUGAGGAUAAUCAACGAGCCCACGGCGGCCGCUAUUGCUUACGGAUUGGAUAAGAAAGAGGGGGAGAAGAACGUUCUCGUCUUUGACUUGGGCGGUGGGACCUUUGAUGUUUCUCUGUUGACCAUUGACAAUGGGGUUUUUGAGGUGGUUGCUACGAAUGGUGACACGCAUUUGGGAGGUGAGGACUUUGACCAGAGGGUCAUGGACUAUUUCAUCAAGCUGUACAAGAAGAAAAAGGGCAAGGAUGUGAGGACAGAUAAUCGCGCCGUCCAAAAGCUCCGCCGGGAAGUGGAAAAAGCGAAGCGCGCCCUCUCCUCCGCCCACCAGACCCGCAUUGAAAUCGAGUCCUUUUUCGACGGUGAGGACUUUUCCGAGACCUUAACCCGAGCGAAAUUUGAGGAGCUGAACAUGGACUUGUUCCGCUCCACGAUGAAACCCGUGCAGAAAGUGCUGGAGGAUGCGGACAUGAAGAAAAAGGACGUGGAUGAAAUCGUGCUCGUGGGUGGGUCCACCAGGAUUCCAAAGAUCCAACAAUUGGUCAAGGAGUUCUUUGACGGGAAGGAGCCGAGCAGGGGGAUCAACCCGGAUGAGGCGGUGGCCUAUGGGGCGGCCGUGCAGGCGGGAGUCCUCUCAGGGGAGCAAGACACCGGGGACUUGGUCCUCUUGGACGUGAACCCACUGACGAUGGGUAUUGAAACCGUAGGCGGAGUGAUGACGAAACUGAUCCCACGAAACACUGUUAUCCCUACAAAGAAAUCCCAGAUUUUCUCCACGGCCGCUGACAACCAGCCCACGGUGACGAUCAAGGUUUACGAAGGGGAGCGACCCAUGACGAAGGAUAACCAUUUGCUCGGGAAGUUUGACUUGACGGGGAUCCCACCCGCGCCCCGUGGGAUGCCGCAGAUUGAGGUCACUUUCGAGAUUGAUGCCAACGGGAUUUUACAAGUCAGCGCGGAGGACAAGGGGACGGGCAACAAGGAGAAAAUCACGAUUACCAAUGAUCAGAACAGGCUGAGCCCGGAGGACAUCGAGAGGAUGAUCAAGGACGCCGAAAAGUUCGCUGACGACGACAAGAAAGUCAAGGAAAAAGUUGAAUCCCGCAACGAACUAGAGUCUUACGUUUACUCAUUAAAAACCCAGCUAGCGGAUAAGGAAAAGCUCGGUGGGAAACUCUCGGACGAGGACAAGACUAAAAUCGAGGAGGCCGUAGAGGAGAAGAUAAAAUGGUUAGAAUCGAAUCAGGACGCGGAGGCGGAAGAGUAUAAAAAAGAGAAAAAAGAAUUUGAGGAAUUAGUUCAACCUAUUAUUGCUAAAUUGUAUCAACAGAGUGGGCAGAAACCCAGUAGUUCUAGUGAUAGCGAGGAUAGCGAGAAGGAUGAGUUGUAGGUUUUUUUAAGGGGUAGUUUAUUUAAUGGAAUUUAUUACGGUGAAAUUGUUGGUUUAAAAUUCUUGUGAUUUUUUUGUAUUAAUUGAAAGUUAUUUAAAUAAAAAUGUGUGUCUGUUUUUGGUAUAAAA